CUUCGGCAUGCUACCAACAAAGAGCUUUCAUGAUGUCAAUCAGCAGCCAAAGUCCGGAGUACCUGGGAGAGAACCAGCCACACAUAGGACCCCCCUUAUCGGCUGUCAUCAACCACGGAAGGGGGGCCGUCACUUUGGGAGAGCCUCACAAAAGUGCCCCUCCCGGAGCAUCAAUCUCAUCUCAUUCCCGGUUUGUGUGUUCAAGUAUUCAAGUAUCUCGGAGCCUGGCGGCAUGAAACAAGGCAAGGCGGCGAAUGUUGCUUCUCGGAUCCUCAGCCUUGGUGGAUUGCGUACUGGGCCGCGUACAUGCGUUUGCUUUGUGAGGCAAUGGAGCAAGUUGCAGCUCGAC
Trichoderma harzianum CBS 226.95 is the source of this 349-nucleotide messenger RNA. RefSeq lists its product as hypothetical. The transcript is spliced from 2 exons. The record is from RefSeq and is a predicted model, not a curated record. The coding region runs from base 33 to 236 and encodes 67 amino acids. Lineage: Eukaryota; Fungi; Ascomycota; Sordariomycetes; Hypocreales; Hypocreaceae.